AUGAGGAAGCUUCUGGAAGCUUGGUGGCUGGCCAUUGCCUUUGUCUUGCUCCUCAGCCAUCUCUCUGUGGUCACCGCGAGAGGCAUAAAGCACAGAAUCAAGUGGAACCGCAAGCCCUUGCCGAAUACCCCCCAUGUCACGGCGGCCCAAGUCAGCGAUGCCCGCCCGGGAGCCUUCAUCAGGCACGGCCGAAAGCUCGAUAUCGACUUCGGAGCGGAGGGCAACAGGUACUAUGAGGCCAACUAUUGGCAGUUCCCUGAUGGAAUCCACUUCGACGGCUGCUCUGAGGCCAACAUGACCAAGGAGAUGUUUGUCACCAGCUGCAUCAACACCACGCAGGCCGCGAACCAGGAGGAGUUCUCGCGGGAGAAACAGGACAACAAGCUUUACCAGCGCAUCCUGUGGAGACUGAUCAGGGAGCUCUGCUCGGUCAAGCACUGCGAUUUUUGGCUGGAACGGGGAGGAGGACUUCGAGUCAGCCUGGACCAGCCCGUGAUGCUCUGUCUGCUGGUUUUCAUUUGCUUUAUGGUAAAAUAA
Messenger RNA from Trichechus manatus latirostris (Florida manatee), 537 nucleotides. RefSeq names its product prion like protein doppel (gene PRND). Gene Ontology annotation, molecular function: copper ion binding. Bases 1 to 537 code for a protein of 178 amino acids. The record is from RefSeq and is a predicted model, not a curated record. Gene Ontology annotation, biological process: intracellular copper ion homeostasis; protein homooligomerization. Lineage: Eukaryota; Metazoa; Chordata; Mammalia; Sirenia; Trichechidae. The transcript has a single exon. Gene Ontology annotation, cellular component: membrane.